GAUCCUAUCAAAAGAAAUUAGAUACCUGUAGGCUUUUAAAAAUCACAAAGAGAGAAUGGAAGUGGAUUCUAGACAUCACUUUCACACACGAAAACAAACAUCACCCACCACUACAAAGAUCGUAAAAUAGCCUGGGUUAUAGGAUCUUUGCCCUGGCCUAGGCCAACUUGGCAUCAAUCUGCCCAGAACAGUCUGGAGAGUGGAGGUGGAGAGUAGGCCUACCGGAAGUACAAAGCUGAAAGUAGAAAAUCCGUCGUUCAGGUCUCAGGAUAGAUCUAACAGCAACAAGACAAACUAACAACAACAGGCUAGAUCAAGCCUAGUUUAUUUUGUUCCUGAGAUUGACUUGAUAAUAACAGACAAAGGAUUUUCAAGCUGGAAUAAUGGCGCACAAGCGUGACAAAGGAGCAGUGCAUGAUGCUGAUUCCCAAGCGGCAAUUUCACUCAAAUAUCGUAAUUACAUUGAAGAAAUGGAAUUACGGAUUCGCUACAUGAAGAAUGACAUUGAAUUCAAGAAAACGCAAAUGAAGAGUCUACCACCUUCAUUAGAACACAAAAGUUCUACUAAUGUUGGGGAUGUGACAAAUCUGAUUCCUCACAAAACUUCAUCAUCAAGCUGUAGUGAUCCUUAUCACAGUUUAUCAAGUCUUGCUGAUAGAAAAUCUCAACAUAAGACAUCAGGGAAGCAAUGUGUACAGAAUAGGAAGUGGACAAGACCCUCUGUUCUCACAAAUGAUCACCAGACCGGGCACAGCAAUAACCUUAUAGUUUCAAGACACAAUCAUCCGAGAACUGUCUCCGCACCUACUCCAGUCCCAUCUCCGACAGUUGUGCAGAGGACUUUGUGUUUGAAUUCAGCAAAAGUAAGGAAUGGACCUGUACCUGCUGUGACAUCAAAAACUUUGUUUCAAAAUAGGGAAACAAUGGAUGUUAAAGCAACAAAAGAUGCAGUUCUAAGAAGUACGCCAUACUCAUCCAUUCUACCCAAAAGUAGUGAAAAUACACGCACAGUUCUUUCUGUGAAAAGCCGCAGGACUCAGAACCCCACAAAUAUGGGAUCUACUUCUUUGUCUUCAGAUGUAAGAACAGUUCUAUUACCUUUUCAGAGUUCAGCAUCUGUUCCAUGCUGUUCUACAAACUCAGUUCCAUUGUUCACUGCAUCACUAAAAAGUGUAACCCAGAGCAGAACAUACAAUAAAGGUUCUAGUGUCAGUGUUCCUAUGUCUGAACAGGGGGUAGGGACAGCCAAAGUUUCCGAGUCACCAGCACAUAACCAUAAGCCACAGAUAUUGACAUCUCAAUACAAAUUUGUCAAGACACAUUUAUCCCCUCCAAAUAUUGUACAGGUUUCUUGUGGACCAUCUACUUUUUCUGUUCCCUCCACGUCUCAGAAUCAAUCUUUUGUAGUCAGUACUCGUGAUGACUCCGAUGAUAAAAAACUUACAGCUAUUCAAAACCAAAGCAAAAUUGUGCAAAGUGGUUAUAAAGAUGUGUCUGCAGUUUUAUGUGAUACUCCUAAUCAAAAGCAUUCCAGGGGAAAUAAAAGGCUGAUUAGAAAAACUCCUCACCUCAAAUUGCAAACUGCUGCUAAAGUAGUCAGUAAGUAUAAAUUGAAGCGAUUGUCUCCUACGGCAGGACUGAAAUCUGCACCUGAACUAUUUCCUGCCCACAAAGUAAAUAGAGCCUUGCUGAAACUGGAUAGAAGAUGUGAGCAGCAAGAGCGUUCUGUGACUUGUAAUGUCAGUCCACACAAACUUGACAGGCGUCCAAAUAAAGUGAUAGGAAAUCAGCAUAAAUUGGGUGAAAGGUUCAGGACCGACAGUGGUAUAGUUCACUUCAGCAAUUUUUAUGUUGAUGAGAAUCUCAAGAAUAGGAAUAUAGUCACUACUGAAAAGCAAGGUACAUUUUAUAGCUCUAAAAGCCAGAAGUUCAGUACUGAUAACAAACGUCACUUUGAUAAGAAAUUUGAAAUAGGAAAGCCCAUCCAUAAUAAUCCUCACAAGUUGGACCGAAGAAACCAGCGAGAAGCUAUUGUGAGUUCCGGGUCACAGGGUCUGACUUUGACUCCAAAACGAAACUGUGGACACCUUCGAACUAAAUCAGCGGUCAACAAGUCACCUUUCUCUACCAAGGUCAAGAAGGAGGUUUUGAAGCGUAGACAACAAACCAACAAGUUUGUUUGGAGGCGUUUGACAAAAGCAGAGAAUUGUGCAACAUCAUCAUCCGGUCUUAUGCCUUCAAAGUUUUCGUGGUUCAGGCCAGGGUCAAGAAGAAAUAUGACUUCUCCUGUACUUCGUAGACAGCAAGAUCUAAAGCUGGCCCAAUGGAAGAGAUUUCAAAGAACAUCUGUUUUACGAAACCAUCAUCAGACUGGAAAACCUGAAACUGGAAAGUUUCGCCUAUGCAUGAUUGAUGGUCAAUUGUACAAAGCGUCCAACUCUAAGCUGACGAAAGCUAAAGAAAAUUCUUCGAGCAUCUUGCCAGCUCAGGGCAAAAUGAAGGCAACAAACUUUCCAUCACAGGCAAAAAAAAAAUCUCCCAUCAUCAAAAAUUUGCGUCAACGAAAGCUGAAGCUGAUCUCCGUGCGAGGAAUUCUUUUCCAGGUGGAUGCAGCUUGCAAGCGGUUGUGCCGAACUAACACAAGCUCCACGUCCCCCUCUGGUAGUAAGACGAAACUCGGUGGCACAAGCAAGUCUGUAGUGGAAAUUCAAGGAGUUCAGUAUGUCAAGGCGAGGCCUCAGGCAUUAGGAAAAGUCAUCAAUGAUAAGACACGGUUGGCUGCAAGUCGUGCUGUAUACAGGAGCCUUGCUAUAGCUGCUGCAAAAUACAAGAAAGAUAACCGUAAACAUAAGAUCAAGAAGAAGUAUUGCAUCUUCUUUGGUCGAUUUGGAAAAUGUCACAGAGGGAACAAGUGCCCAUUUAUCCAUGAUGUUGACAAAGUGGCUUUAUGCACAAGAUUUCUGAGGGGUAAAUGUGACGUGUUGAACUGUCCUUUCUCCCACCAAGCUUCAGCGCAAAAGAUGCCUGUAUGUCUGUUCUACCUUCGUGGGUCAUGUGUGCGAGCAGAUUGCCCAUACCUUCAUGUCAAUGUGAACCCCGAGGCUCCGGUCUGUAAAGACUUUCUCAAUGGGUUUUGUGCAGCAGGGGAGAAGUGCAAAGACCUGCACUCGUACGUGUGCCCAUCAUUUGCUGCCACAGGGACUUGCCAUCGUGGGGAGAAUUGUCCUAUGUUUCAUAGACGAAGCAAGAACCUGGAAGCUGUUACUAGUUCACAAAAAACACUAGCGAAAGUUUUGAGAAAAGAGAAGGGAGCUAAGAGGAUGCGACGCAGCUUGUCAGAGUCCAAUGUGAUGAAACUGGAAGAAACAUCGUCUUCACAUCGAAACGUUGUGUCACCAUCACGAUCUUCAUGUCAAGAUGAUGGGUCAUCUUUGCUUUCCGUACACCAAGACAAUGCAUCUUCAUCACUAUCUUCACUUCGAGACAAUACAUCAUCACCACUACUAUUUUCACAUCGAGACAAUAUUUUGUCAUUGGAUAUUGUGGCUCAACCUUCAUUCAUUUCUUUAGGGUCAUCACCAGCCAUAGAGGAAGUAAGUCACCUUAGACCCCAGCGUACACCAUCUAAUAGUGUCAAGGCUCCCUUGACUAAGAAGCCGAAGAUAACCCCGUGUUUUGUGAGGGAGGAUCCAAGUUCAUCUCUUAUACCUGCUGAGGUUACGGAAAUGAGUCGUUCAAUGGAUCAAGAAGCAAAAAUGGUUGUUGAUAAAAGUCUUCUCCCAGUAUCUGAUCCAAAGGCACAGAGUGAAAAAGCGGGAAGGGAAUUGAACACUUAGUUUAUGCAUCAGUUUGUAGAUUUUUCAGUCGCUAAAUUUUUUGCAUGUUUGAGAUACA
Messenger RNA from Aplysia californica (California sea hare), 3894 nucleotides. RefSeq lists its product as uncharacterized. The record is from RefSeq and is a predicted model, not a curated record. NCBI's taxonomy places the organism in Eukaryota, Metazoa, Mollusca, Gastropoda, Aplysiida, Aplysiidae. Bases 384 to 3836 code for a protein of 1150 amino acids. Gene Ontology annotation, cellular component: nucleus. The transcript is spliced from 10 exons. Gene Ontology annotation, molecular function: metal ion binding.